UUUAUCUCCAACCUAUAAAUCCUUCCAUUGAUCAUUUGGCUAAACACAAUUAAAUCUCUUAAUUACUACUACUUGAAAAAAUGGAGGCGAGGAAGCUUUACUUUCCGGUGGCUCUCCUCCUCCUCCUCUUCAUCUUCAUCUCCAUCUCAGCUGCCGCGGCCCAAGGCAACAGCGGCAACAAUGCCACCAAGCAGAAGAAACCUCCUAACGACGCGGCCACAACCAACUACGAAAUGCUUGAGCCGCUGCCCAAGACCAACCAGGAACGCGCCUUCUGUCACGCAAGAGGCAAAUGCCACUACAAGACCCUCACCUGCCCGCCCGAGUGCCCCCAGCGGAAGCCCAAGAAGAAUAAGAAGAACAAAGGCUGCUUCGUCGACUGCAGCAGCAAGUGUGAGAUCACCUGCAAAUGGAGGAGGCCUAAGUGCAACGGCUUCGGUUCGCUGUGCUACGACCCGCGCUUCGUUGGUGGGGACGGAGUGAUGUUCUACUUCCACGGUUCCAAGGGCAGCGACUUCGCCAUUUUCUCAGACCACAACCUCCACAUCAACGCCCACCUCAUCGGCGCCAGGCCGGCAGGGCGGACCCGCGACUACACGUGGGUGCAGGCCCUCGCUGUCAUGUUCGAUGCCCACACCCUCAUGAUCGCGGCCAAGAAGGUCGCCCACUGGGACGACCGGACUGACGCGCUGGCCGUCAAGUGGGAUGGCCAAUCUGUGGCCGUCCCCACAGAGGGGGAUGCGGAGUGGAGGACCAGCAGUGGGAGCGGGAGAGAGGUGGUGGUUGAGAGGACUGACGAUGUCAACACGGUGAGAGUGACGGUGGCGGGGCUGGUGGAGAUCGACGUUAGGGUUACCCCCAUCGGCGAGGAGGAAAAUAGGGUUCAUAACUACCAGCUGCCUAGCGACGAUGCGUUCGCGCAUCUUGAGACACAGUUUAGGUUUGCAAAUUUGUCUGAUCGUGUCGAUGGCAUCCUUGGAAUUACGUACCGGCCUGGGUAUGUCAGCCCGGCCAAGAAGGGGGUGCUGAUGCCGCUGGUCGGAGGCGAGGAUAAGUACUACGUGUCGUCAUUGUACUCGCCAUCCUGCAAGCUCUGUAUUUUCUCCAGACCUUCUUCAUCACCACUUAUUGAAGUAGCAUGAUUGCUUGUUGCAUAUAAAUAAAUUGUGUGAAUUUUUGUAUUUGUUUGGAUAACAAGCUGUGUUUGCUUGGUUGAUUGUUGUGCUUGUUUCUGAGUUUGAUGUACAAUAAUUGUUGCAUAAAUAGCAACAUAUUUCUUAUUUAUGUGUGUAUAUACAUGGCCCAGAGUGCUAUUUAUUUA
Messenger RNA from Salvia splendens (bonfire salvia), 1321 nucleotides. RefSeq lists its product as uncharacterized. NCBI's taxonomy places the organism in Eukaryota, Viridiplantae, Streptophyta, Magnoliopsida, Lamiales, Lamiaceae. The record is from RefSeq and is a predicted model, not a curated record. The transcript has 2 exons. Bases 81 to 1142 code for a protein of 353 amino acids.